AUGUCGCAAACGGCAGAUUCCUCGCCCAGAGGCUCCAACUCUCCUUCCCCGUAUCCGUAUCAGGCAAGCGGCGGCGCAAACAAUCUCGAUAGCGUCAUCGCCUCUGCCCGUGCUGGCCCCUCCUCACGCAGGAACCUCCUAGAUGCAGACAUGGAGGAUCGAUCCGACUCUCCCGCCGACUUUGCGGCACGUAGAGGCUCUCCGCAACCUCGCGCUCCGCCUUCACCCUCGAGCACCUCGGUAUCCGACGAUGGCACAGCCCAGGAGGAUUUCGCCGACCUCGCCUCCAUAGACGACGCCGACACCAAGCGUGGCACCGUCGAACGCGCCUUCGACCCGGCAGCCGUCCGCCUAUCUCGUAGAGGCACCCUCAUACCCGCAUCACCUACCUCUUCCAACGGCACAUGGAUCUACCAGGAUGCGCCGCUCAGUACUGCUUCCAGCCUUCCCCAUGAGAUCCUUCUCCACAUUUUCAAGUACCUCGUCCUCUAUCCACCCGACCUCCUUUCCUGUCUGCUCGUCUGCAAGUCCUGGUGCUUGAACGGCGUCGAGCUGCUAUGGCACCGACCCGCACUCUUCAAGAUAUCGUCUUUGUUCAAAUUGGUCGGCGUCAUUCGCAAGCCAGAGCAGCUCUUCCCGUAUGCCAAUUUUGUCCGCAGGCUCAACUUCACGCUGCUUGCCAACCAGCUCGAGGACCAGCUCUUCCUCAUGAUGUCGGCUUGCACGCGUCUCGAGAGGCUCACCCUUACAGGCUGCUCCAACAUCACCGAUGCCACCCUCGUCAAAGUAUUCCAAAACACACCGCAGCUCGUCGCCAUCGACCUCACCGACGUAUCCGACAUUUCCGACGACACGCUGCUCACCCUCGCCGCCAAUUCUCCCAAAGCGCAGGGUAUCAACUUGACCGGCUGCAAAAAGAUCACAUCCAAGGGUGUUGCGGCUCUCGCCCGCAGUUGCAAAUUGCUAAGGCGCGUCAAGCUGUGCGGAUGCGACAGCGUCGAUGACGAGGCGCUCCUCGCCCUUACAGAGCACUGCCCUUCCUUGUUGGAGGUCGAUCUCAUCCACUGUCCCAAGAUCUCGGACAAGUCGGUCAGGGAAAUCUGGACAAGAAGUUUCCAGAUGCGCGAACUCAGGCUAGCUCACUGCGCCGAUUUGACCGACAAUGCUUUCCCUUCCGCACGCGGCACCACAGGCGUUCCCAUGCUGGGCACGUCCCACUCGCACGGCUCGCGUUCGGCCAUGGGUGCUGCGUUCGUGAGCGAUUCGGCUCCCACGAGUCGAGGAGCAUCGCCGGGCGUCGGCAUGACGAUGGACGCGAGACGCGACACUGGCCUCACACGCUCCGCCAGCAUUCCCAGCGAGAUUGCUCAAGGUCGUCUUUUCGAUCACCUGCGCAUUUUGGACCUCACCAGCUGCACCUCGAUCUCCGACGACGCUGUCGAAGGCAUCGUGGCAAAUGUACCCCGUCUCAAGAACCUCGCUCUCACCAAGUGCACGCGCCUCACAGACGAAGCGCUGUACAGCAUCGCCAAGCUCGGCAAAAAUUUGCACUACUUGCAUCUCGGACACGUUUCCAACAUUACGGAUCGCGCCGUCACCCACCUUGCACGCUCUUGCACCAGGUUGCGCUACAUCGACGUUGCUUGCUGCCCCAAUCUUACCGACCUGUCGGUCACUGAGAUCGCCAACAACAUGCCCAAGCUUCGGCGCAUCGGUCUGGUCAAGGUGAUCAACCUCACCGACCAGGCCAUCUACGGCCUGGUGGAUCGAUACAACUCGCUUGAGCGCAUCCAUCUCUCUUACUGCGAAAACGUCUCGGUCCCUGCCAUCUUUUGCGUGCUGCAAAGAUUGGGUCGCUUGACGCAUCUGAGUCUGACGGGUGUCCCUGCAUUCCGGAGGCCAGAGCUGCAAGCCAUGUGCCGAGCGCCACCCAAGGAUUUCAACGAACACCAGAGGCAGGCAUUCUGCGUCUACAGCGGUAAAGGCGUGCACGAUCUACGCAAAUUCUUGCAGCGCGUGUACAGUGAUGAACAGCUAGCAGCCGAAUUCGGCCAGCUCGAGCCGAGGGCGAGGAAUGCGCUCGGUGGGCUGGGAGACGCUCCCCUUGGCGGCGCCAACGGACUGGGCAAUGGCAACGGUCAUCAUGCAUAUCAUGCCGCGGCGGCAGCCUUUGGAGGAGCAGCAGGGAUACCAUUCGCUCAACCUCAGCUUCAGCAAGGAGCGCCACCACUGGGCUUGGUCGGUGCGGCACCGGCGUCAGCGCCCAAUGCAGCCGCAGGCCUCUACCCGCCACCCCUCGCUGGCGCCAUGGCCGCGGGCGUGGGUGUCCCACGCCGCCGUCAACUCACAGCAACCGAGCAGAUGUACUACGAGCAACAGCGCCAGAUAGCACGCUAUGCAAACGCUCGACGUGCAGCUGAGGAUGCCACUCUGCUCAAUCGAGCCAGUUCCACCGACGGUGGGAACCAUCGCAUUCUCACCGAGGCCCAGGAGACGAGAAAUCCAGGAAUGCCGCUGGUGGCGCCUGCUCAAGCUCAGCCGAUGGCCGAAGAUGAAGUGUUGGAUGAGGGCGACGACGAUGACGUCGAGGAGUAUGGUACGCCUGAACCACACGAUCGUAGCUAUCCGCACCAGCAACAGCACCAGCCGCCCACGGUAGUAGCACCGGAAGAAGACAUGGUUCCGGACAGGGAUGAGCUGCGUGCGCUGAGGGGGGCGAGGUUUGGCGCUGCCUGA
Messenger RNA from Pseudozyma hubeiensis SY62, 2736 nucleotides. RefSeq lists its product as hypothetical. The transcript has a single exon. The record is from RefSeq and is a predicted model, not a curated record. The coding region runs from base 1 to 2736 and encodes 911 amino acids. Lineage: Eukaryota; Fungi; Basidiomycota; Ustilaginomycetes; Ustilaginales; Ustilaginaceae. Gene Ontology annotation, molecular function: protein binding.